This is a messenger RNA of Fomitopsis serialis, 2288 nucleotides long. RefSeq lists its product as uncharacterized. The transcript is spliced from 11 exons. The record is from RefSeq and is a predicted model, not a curated record. Bases 99 to 2288 code for a protein of 729 amino acids. NCBI's taxonomy places the organism in Eukaryota, Fungi, Basidiomycota, Agaricomycetes, Polyporales, Fomitopsidaceae.
CUUCCUUUGUCUCCGCGUUCACCAUCGCGUUCUCGCAUCCCGGCUCCUCUCCGCUGCACCUCCACACUUGCUUCGGCCCCUGCUCGAUUUUGCUUGCCAUGUCUGCCGCGUCUACCACCCCCGCCACGUCAGCAACCGCGCCGGCUCCUGCCGGCCUAAGAAUGCCUCGCCCCCACCUCAAUCAUUUCCUGGAAAUCACGAACGCCAAGCUGCUGAAGAUGAUGGGGAAUGGUUUGGUGAGGCAGGAGGAUGAGGCGGCGCUGGCAGAGGAGAUUCUUGGAGAGUUCAUUGAAUGUGUGUACGGGGCGGUCCAUGCAGUUGUGAGCGGUCGGACGGCGGGCGAGCCUCCCGAGCAGCGGCCGAUGGUGCCGCUGUUCCUGCUCUCAGCGAUUCUCGAGCUGGACCACUCGCCGAGGGAAGGCCUCAAACUGUCCCGCAUCCGUCCGGACGAUCCACGGGUCCUCACCUCGGCGUGGCGCAAUCCUCGUGCGCCGUCUGGCCUCCCUGAACGCCCUCGCUCGCCGACCCCCGUUCCCGGCCCGUCUCGUCAGCCUUCGACGACGGUGCGCUUCCAGGACUUAGCGGCGGAUUCCGACGGUGAGGAGGAGGUCCCGGUGAAGGAGGACGGGAUGGAUGUCGACGAGAAGACCGCGUCGAGCAAGAAGACGCCGGGCCCUGGACGGACCGAAUCGGCGGGUACCAAGCGCAAGCGGGCGCCGACUCCUACUCGCAAAUCGAAGGGCAAACAGCGCGCGCAAUCACCCGAGGAUGAGCAAGGCGACAACGAGCGGGCGGCUGGACAUCAGGACGAGGAGACCGAGCAGGAGAUGGACGAGGAGGAACACCCGAAGAAAAAGCGGGCGAAAGGCUCAAAGCCACCGAAGGGCAUCCUCGUGAAGAAGACAGAGGAGGUCCACGGCGAGCGGGCCAAGUUCGAGAUGGAGUACGUGCCUGGGAAGGUUCGACAGUUCGUCCACCGGCGUGAGAAGCCGGACCCAUGCACCCAAUGCAAGGGGUUCCCUUGCUAUAUUUCAACACCGGAGGGCUACGAAUUCAAGAAGGACGGCACCAUGAAGGACCCACCGCCGGCAUGCGACUAUUGCAACGUCAAGAAGGUGAAGUGCGAGCCCAUCGACACCGAGGGCACGUUUAAGCCCAAGAAGUCCCGCGGGCGUAAGGGCUCGAAGAGACGUUCCUCGGCCGGCUCUGGCACAGAGUCCGAGGGCACCGACGAGCCGCAAAGCGAGGCGGAAGCUCCGCCCACGACUGACGACGAGCUCGACCGGGCUGACACUGCCUCGGUCACGUCUCACGGCAGCCGGCGCAGCUCUCGACGGGCGGGUACACCUUCUCGGCGACCGACAACCAUCGCCAAGAAGGCUGGCAAGAAGGCGCAGAAGGCGGUCAAACAAUCGCCGGCCGUUACGCCGGCGCCUCAGGAGAACGCGGAGGCUGGGCCCAGCUCUGAGGUCCAGCAGAAGCCCGUGCGUACGAGGAAGACGAAGGGUCCUGUCCGGGACGUCGCCGACAUUCGAAGCGAGGACGACCUGAAUCCAACACUCGCGGCGCUGCGCAUCCGCGAGCUCCAAUCGAAUGUCCGGGACCUCCGGGAGCGGCUUGAGUCGAUGGAGGCCAGGGACCGUGCUAUGCGAGCACGUCAGGAAAUUCUCGCCCGGGCAAUCCUCGACAGCGAGAAUGUGGACUACCGCGAGCUCAUCAAGGAGAUGCUGGAAGAGCAUGAGCCGGCCGACCAGAUGUUCGUCGGCGCGGUUCCUCAAUAUCCCGGAGGUGCGGACCCGGGCCCCGCGUAUGAAUCGGACGACUCGUCCACUGAGUCGCAUGGUGACCUCGGCGAGUCCCCACCCGGUGCGCAAGACGUGCCGGAGCCUCGCGACGAGGUGACUGACCCUGUAGAGGUCGCCGGUCCCGCAUCCCCAGCCCCUCCGCCGCCGAAUGACACUGUGGCCGGAGGUCCCGAGGUCCCUGCUGGGCACGACGAGGUGACCGGCUCCGCCGCUGGGCCCAUGUCCCCAGCCCCUCCACCCCCGAAGUCACCGUGGGCGGGGGAUCUGACAUUCCUCCUGGGCAAGGCGAGCGACCCCAUUCCUGCUGGGAACACGCACGCGACCCCCCCGGCUGUUCUGGAAGGUAUCCGAGCGAACUUGGCAAGCUCCGGCCCUCAACAGCACCCAAGCCAGCGUGCCGUCGUCAUCCCCGAGGAGAAUCACCCGGCGAACGAGAAUGCGAUGGAUGUUGACGAGGGGAAUGCGCCGGGCCAAGCAAAGUAA